AUGCCUCCGCCAACGAAGCGUCGACGGACAGAGCCCACUGCCGUUGAGGAAAUCGCAUUCGACACGACCGCGCGCCAUGAAUUUUUAACCGGAUUUCAUAAGCGCAAGGUAGCAAGGGCGAAGCAGGCGCAGGAAGCCGCUGAGCGGAGAGCAAGGGCGGAAAGAAUCGAGGAGCGAAAGAGGCUACGGGAACAGCGGAAAGCCGAUCUGGAACGCCAUGUGCAGGCAGUCAACGCUUUGCUGAGACCCUUUGUUGACCUGGACGAGGGUGAGAAUGAGGAGGUUGAAGAGAAUUCAGAAGAAGAAUGGAGCGGCAUAUCAGAUCCUGAGCCCCAUUCGCUCCAUCAUGAGACAGAAUAUAUCGACGAAGAUAAAUACACCACAGUGACAGUCGAAGCGAUGGAUGUUUCAAGAGAAGGAUUGUCCAAACGGGAGCAGGAUCAAGACGAAAAUACCGAGCAACACAGUAGAGAGUCCUCAGAAGGACCCAAUAAUGGCGAGGCCGAGAAGCAGAAAAGUCUGUGGACCAGAGAACGGCCAAAGGACAUUAAGAAGCGAAAGAAGCGGAAUUUUAGAUACGAGAGCAAAGCGGAAAGGAAAGAGGCACGUUCUAAAGAGAAGGCCAGAAAUCGCAAACAGGCUCGAGAACGAAGGGGUGAUCGACGAUAA
Molecule: messenger RNA, 669 nt
Organism: Fonsecaea erecta
Lineage: Eukaryota; Fungi; Ascomycota; Eurotiomycetes; Chaetothyriales; Herpotrichiellaceae
Exons: 2
Coding region: 1-669 (222 amino acids)
Cellular component (GO): nucleolus
Molecular function (GO): RNA binding
Source: RefSeq, a predicted model, not a curated record